Puccinia graminis f. sp. tritici CRL 75-36-700-3 is the source of this 1320-nucleotide messenger RNA. RefSeq lists its product as uncharacterized. Lineage: Eukaryota; Fungi; Basidiomycota; Pucciniomycetes; Pucciniales; Pucciniaceae. The record is from RefSeq and is a predicted model, not a curated record. The transcript has a single exon. Bases 1 to 1320 code for a protein of 439 amino acids.
AUGUUACCUCCGCCCACGUUCAGCUUCCGCACCUCAAACAUGAUCAACGAACCUGAGUAUUCCGGAGGGGCGACUGAUUUCACGGAGGAAUCUCAGUAUUCCGGAGGCGCCACCAAUUUCAUGCCUGCUGUACAUCCAGGCCAAGAGCAGUAUCUAGACCUCAACUACCCGAAUGAACAUCCAGGCCAAGAGCAGUAUCUAGACCCCAACUACUUGAACAAAUACUAUCUUGACCCUAAUAUCAACCAAAGCUACUCACACUCAACCUACUUGCACCAAAACUCUACUGCUACCAACCAACCGUUCGGCAUGUCGUCUGUACACUCCCAUCCCAAUCACUCAACCCAACAUCAAUUGCAGAAUCAUACUGAAGGUUGGACCAGCAACUCACCACAUGUCAACCAAACUGCGAUGUCUACCAAUUCUGGGGCGCUACAAUCGAUUCCUAUCCCUCAUCAGACUAAUCAUCCGGGACAGCCAUUGACCGGUGGACCGGCUUUCGGAACUCAAGGACCGGGGCCAUUACCGAUUCACCCUUCAGGCCAUGGUGCCGGGCCGCAGGCCAGUGUCCGCGGAUGCCUUCCUUCAAAUGGCGCACGCGCACCUCGCAAGCGUGGCUCCACGAAGCGACAGGCCUCAAAUCCUUGUCCAUCUAAUGCUCCUCCUCCUGCUCCACUUCAAGCGAUUCCCACUCCUCCUCCUCCAAAGAAACAGCCUCAAAACCCUUGUUCAUCAACCGCUGGCCAACCGGCUACUCCGUUACAUACGAGCACUUCGAAUGACCAACCUUCCACUUCCCAUGGCGCCCAGCAGACCACGAUUGCAUCAACCGCUGGCCAACCGGCUACUCCGUUACAUACCAGCACUUCGAAUGACCAACCUUCCACUUCCCAUGGCGCCCAGCAGACCACGAUCGCAUCUGCUGUACCGCAAGGGAUGACUGGAGUUCACUCUGGUGGGGGAGAAGACCGUGCGGGUGAUCUUGCGGGCGAGGUGGAGACUCAAGAGACAUGUGGUAGUAAAAAGAAGCCAAACGAGAGGAAGCGCCUUGAUCCACUUGUUCUGGAGUCUCUGAGGGGCCUCCAGUUGGAUCAGCUGCGAAAGAAGGUUGCCCACCACGGGCAUUACAAACGUCUGGCGGCCAAAGAUCGUGUUGCCCUUGAUGCAGCUUACUCCCGAUACCAACAAGAAGUGUACUUGAUUGCGGCCAAAAGACUCCUCAAACCCAGACCCGUCUUGAACCAUGUGGGCAGCCUGAGCCGAUUCCGAGGCCCGAACAUGUACAUCAACUUUUGCGAAUAUGACAUCGAGGCGCUGUGA